UUUUUUCCUCUUCUCCAAGGAAUCUGGAAAAAUCAACUCUUUUUCUCUCUGCUUUUCUCAAUCCCUGAAAAUCUUAGUUUCCUAUUGAAACCAGAGAUUCGAUCGAGUUCUCUUAUUGAUCGAAUCUCUUCCCGAAUUUUCGGGCUUUCGCGGUAGAAACAGAAGACGCUUCUAAAUGGUCGAGGCAGAGCGCACGGAGAAUCUCUGGAUUGCUUCCGAAAUGCCGUCGUCGUCUCCGGCGGAAUCAAAAAGCCGUGAUUUUUCGACCAUUGAUUCGACUACUGUAAUAAGAGAUGUGAGAGGAUUUGGAAGCCUCGGUCCGCGAGUAGCUCCCCUGCCUCAGUUAGAGAAGGACUCGCCGGAGGAAAAGCUUGGGUUCACGGAAAGAGUUUUCUCGGCCGCCGGAGCUGCGUUUUUGUCCGCCGUUAUUCUAAAUCCUCUCGACGUUGUCAAGACUCGAUUGCAAGCUCAAGCCGCCGGAGUUUCUUACUCUCACCCACUCAGUAACGCCAUUGGCCGCAUGGCAUUUUUUGGACCAAACAUGAUGUUUGCAGACUUGAGAUGCUCUCCUUCAUGUUCACGCGCCGGUGUUCAAGGUACUGUCUCUAUUUGCCCGCCGGAUUGUUUUCAGUACAAAGGAACAUUUGAUGUCUUCACCAAGAUCAUACGACAGGAGGGCAUGGCACGCCUGUGGAGAGGGACUAAUGCUGGUCUUGCCUUAGCUGUGCCCAUGGUUGGUAUUUAUCUACCGUUCUAUGAUAUGUUUCGCAACCGGUUGGAAGAAUUAUCUCGGGACAAUUUGCCUGCUGCGACAAUAGGUGUGCCUCUUGUGGCAGGGGCACUAGCGCGGUCCUUAGCUUGUACAGUUUGCUAUCCUAUUGAACUUGCAAGAACGCGUAUGCAGGCAUAUAAAACAGCAAAAGGCGGUAUGAAGCCUCCGGGAGUUCUUAAAACUCUAGUUGGUGUAGUCUCUGAAGUCAGGACAGCGAAUAACCUUGAAAGUAGUUUGCACAGCUAUCGUAUUCUCUGGAGAGGCUUGGGUGCACAGCUUGCUCGUGAUGUUCCAUUCUCAGCAAUCUGCUGGGCGACCCUUGAGCCAAUGAGAAGGAGGCUUCUUGGAAUUGUGGGCAAUGAUACAAACGCUAUUGGUGUUCUUGGUGCAAACUUUUCCGCUGGUUUUGUAGCUGGAAGUAUCGCUGCUGCUGCUACUUGUCCUCUUGACGUUGCAAGAACUAGAAGACAGAUAGAGAAGGACCCUGGUAGGGCAAUGAGAAUGACGACGCGACAGACACUCGUAGAGGUUUGGAGGGAUGGAGGGAUGAGAGGACUGUUCAUGGGAAUGGGUCCACGAGUGGCGCGUGCAGGACCAUCUGUAGGGAUUGUGGUUUCCUUCUACGAGGUUGUCAAGUAUGCUCUGCAUCGCCAAUACGCUUCAUCAUGACCCAACAAAGUCUCUAAUCACCUACGCAUGAAUGUGGAUACUGGAUACGGCUUUAGGUUAUAGUUAUUUUUCUUAACUCCAACAUAAUAAUAAGUUAAACAGACUCAAUCCGAUUUUGUUCAGUUAUAAAAUUACCAGGUGUUCUAAAUUUU
This is a messenger RNA of Eutrema salsugineum, 1593 nucleotides long. RefSeq names its product mitochondrial carrier protein MTM1. Gene Ontology annotation, biological process: mitochondrial transmembrane transport. The coding region runs from base 176 to 1441 and encodes 421 amino acids. The transcript is spliced from 10 exons. The record is from RefSeq and is a predicted model, not a curated record. NCBI's taxonomy places the organism in Eukaryota, Viridiplantae, Streptophyta, Magnoliopsida, Brassicales, Brassicaceae.